Messenger RNA from Puccinia triticina, 1752 nucleotides. RefSeq lists its product as uncharacterized. Gene Ontology annotation, biological process: translational initiation. NCBI's taxonomy places the organism in Eukaryota, Fungi, Basidiomycota, Pucciniomycetes, Pucciniales, Pucciniaceae. The coding region runs from base 1 to 1752 and encodes 583 amino acids. Gene Ontology annotation, molecular function: translation initiation factor activity. Gene Ontology annotation, cellular component: eukaryotic translation initiation factor 3 complex; cytoplasm. The record is from RefSeq and is a predicted model, not a curated record. The transcript has 7 exons.
AUGGCCGAGAACCACUCGACAUCAACACCCCACUUCGUACUGCCUGCCAUCCACGAUCAUCCCGACGCCUGGGGACCAUCUCCAACGGCCCUGCCCACCCAAUUCAAAGACAUUCCGUAUGCGCCUUUCUCAAAGUCGGACAAGAUCGGGCGGAUUGUAGACUGGAAUGCAGAGAGUGGACAACUGAGUCUGGGCCCAAAUGCACAGCGAGGAUUCCGGGCCAACCGGGGAUCGACGAGAGAGGCGUAUGGAGCCGGGCAGGGCGGGACGUUUGCGUAUUUCCACGACGAGGACGAAGCGAGUUUCAACCUAGUGGGUGGGGGCACGGGGCCGAACCGGGGCACGGGCGGGCUCAUGGGGCUCAACCGCGGCGCCCGGGGAAGGGGCAGCAAUCUCCGCGGGACGACCGGCCGAGGCCGCGGCCUGGGCGGCGGCAGACUCGAGCGGGGCUCCGGCGCUCGCGGCGGGGGGGCCGGCCGGAGGGGCGGCCAGUGGAGCAGGGGCGGCGGCGGGUCCUGGAAGGGCGACUGGGGCGACCGCAACUCGCGUAUUCGUGAGAGCACCGUCGUCAUCGGCCAGGACUGGCAGGUGCUCGAGGAAAUCGAAUUUUCCCGGCUGGCCAAGCUGAGACUGGAAGUCGAUGUCGAUGCCGCCGAAGAUGUCUCCACUCAUGGUUUCCUCUACGAAUACGACCGAACCUACGAUCGUAUCAAUACCAAGAACCCCCAGUCGCUCCAGAUUCUUGACCGAUCUCGAUACCAUCCCACUGCAUCUGAGGACCCAGUCAUCCAGGAACUGGCUGCCCAAAACAAAGGACAAGUCUUCACGACCGACUCAGUUUUGAGCUUGCUCAUGUGCGCCACCCGAUCAGUCUAUCCAUGGGACAUUGUGAUCAUCAAGGAGGGCGGGAAACUGUUUUUGGACAAGAGAGAAGGAGGUCCCUUCGACUUUUUAAGCGUCAAUGAGAAUGCGGCCGAUCCCCCAGCAGAGUCCGACAAGCCAGAUUCGCCGAACACGCCGUCGGCCUUAUCACUCGAAGCGACGUUCAUCAACCAAAACUUUGCAUUACAAGUGGUCAAGGAGGACGCCAAGACAGCCUACCAGUUCGAGCACCCGAACCCGUUCUACGGGCCGGAAGAGACCGAGCCGUGUGCCUCGGCAGGUCUUCGCUACCGAAGCUUCGACCUCAGCUUGAGCGAGGAAGAGGAGAUGACCCUGAUCAUCCGGACCGAGGUCGAUGCCGUCCUCCGCGGCCCUAACGCCAACAAUGCUGCUAAGGAACAGGGCGGAUCGGACGAGGACAGCUUUAUCACGAUCCGGACUCUCAACGAGUUCGACUCCAACAGCCAAGGCAGCGGCGGCGCGCCUAAUUGGAGGACCAAACUCGACACCCAACGUGGCGCUGUCGUCGCCACUGAAAUGAAGAACAACUCGUGCAAGCUGGCCAAGUGGGCAGUCCAGAGCAUCCUGGCUGGCGCCGACCAGAUGAAGAUGGGUUACAUUUCACGAGCGAACCCACGAGAUGCCUCGCGUCAUGUGAUCCUUGGUCAACAGUGGCUCAAGCCAAAAGACUUUGCAUCCCAGAUCAACGUCAACUUGUCCAACGGAUGGGGGAUCGUUCGCACGGCGAUCGACCUUGCAUUCAAAGCGGAAGAUGGCAAAUAUCUGCUGAUGAAGGAUCCCAACAAGCCCGUCGUCAGGCUCUACAAGCUAUACAAUGCUUCUUGUGCCGAUAACAAACGGAGUCUGUAA